GGGAAGGAAGGGGAAGAAAGGGGAAAGAGAAGGGAAGCCUUCUUCGCCAACGAGAAGGACGGGUCUUCGCGAUGGUUUCUGAUCCUCGUGCUCUGUAUGUCGCCCACCUGCCCGACGGAUGCACGAAGGAGCAUCUUGAGGAGCUGGCGAAGGACCUGCGGGGCUUCAAGGAGGCGCGGCUGGUACCAGGGCGCGCGGAGGGCUUCUACGCAUUCGUGGACUUCGCUGACGCCGAGUGCUGCCGCGCUGCUUUGCCGCUGCUCGAGGUCAGCAAUGAAGGAGAGGAAGGAGAGGACACCAACUGAUGCAGAGAGGCCACCGUGCACGCUGUCCUGGUCUGUGGGUUGCAUAUGUCUUGGUUUGUCAGGACAAGAAGCUGCCGGCAUUUCCCUCCUUCCCCGGCCUGAAGAUCUCCUACGCCCGCACUUCCAAGAGGAUCCGCGAGGAGUCCCCCGACCUGAGGACCGCCCAGCGCCCUCGCUCAGACAAACCCCCUCCCCGCAGAGGACGCGAGCGCGAGCGGGAGAGGGAGAGGGAGAGGGAAAGAGAGAGAGAGCGGGAGGCGCCGGUGGGCAGUCAGCCGUCCAAUGUGGUGUAUGUGGACUACAUCCCCGGCGACUGCACGGAGAGGGAGCUGUCGCACAUCUUCCGGCCGUUCCCCGGCUAUGUGAGCUGCCGUGUGGUGCCGCGGCAGGGCACCCGGUGGCUGUAUGGGUUUGUCGUCUACACCAACGACGAGCAGGCGGGGCUGGUCAUCGACACGGCGCAGGGCUAUCGCCUCAGCCCGGAGGACCAGCGGGGGCUGGAGCUCAUGUAUGCCAAGACCAGUGUGCGCGUGUCGAGGAGGGGCAACAAGCGAUAGAUUGUCAGGGGUAGCUAGCUAUUGACGGGAUGGUGUAUCGUUUUCGACGGCUGGCCACGGUUUUUCUGUCUUGUUGGUGAGUUGAGGUGACGGCCGAACGUAUGUGAACAGCAAGUGUUGGGGCGUGAGUGUACUUCCCUUUUGCUGGGUGGUGGGCUGUGUGUGCUGCUAUUUUAUCCUUCCUUGGCGACGCACCUUCCUCGGGUGAUUUGGUCCUGUCAGCCCUUCUCACUGGCAGGACACAAUUGUCGAUGAUGGAGAAGGCGCCGAUGGAAGGAAAGACAGAAGACCGGCACCUGUGUGCCGUGCCGACGAGGAAGGUGCAUAGACUCCAUGUUUGUGUCGUGUCUUCUGCACAGUCACUGUGAUGUGCUGGGUAUCGAGUUCGCAUGACGCACUUGGUCCCGCUGCUUGAAUCUCAUGCACCUGCCCGGAUAUGGAGAUCUGGCCAGAUGCAUGAGUCUGAUGCCAGCUCACG
Messenger RNA from Vitrella brassicaformis, 1340 nucleotides. The record is from the annotation of a GenBank genome assembly. NCBI's taxonomy places the organism in Eukaryota, Vitrellaceae.